Rotaria sordida is the source of this 999-nucleotide messenger RNA. Lineage: Eukaryota; Metazoa; Rotifera; Eurotatoria; Philodinida; Philodinidae. The record is from the annotation of a GenBank genome assembly.
AUGAUAUCUCAAAUAACAAACACUUUUUCACGUGCAUUAAUAAUAUUGUGCAGGAAAUUGUGGAAUGAUAGUAAUACAGAUAGUCAAGUACCACGAAUAAUUCAUCAAACAUAUCGUGACAUAUAUUCAAUACCAUUUAAGUGGCAACAAGCAUCAAAUAGUUGUCGAGAACUUCAUUCAAAUUAUAAAUAUUAUCUUUGGACAGAUAAAGAAGCACGACGUUUAAUUGAAAAAGAAUUUCCUUGUAUUUUAUCAACAUUUGAUUCUUAUCCAUAUGAUAUUCAACGUGCUGAUGUUAUACGUCUUGUUGCUUUAUAUGUAUAUGGAGGAAUCUAUUUAGAUUUUGAUAUUAUUUGUUUAAAAUCACUUGAUAAAUUAUUAAAUUAUGAAUUUGUUCUACCACUCACAAAACCUGUUGGAUUAUCGAAUGAUUUUAUUGUUUCAAAACCUAAACAUCCAUUUUUAUUAAAAGUUUUGAAUGAUUUACCAAAAUUUAAUCGAAAUUUUCUUACAAAAUAUCCAACUGUAAUGUUUUCUACAGGUCCAAUGUUUCUUACACAAGAAGCUUCAUCUUAUCCAAAUCGUUCUUCUUUAGAUACUCUUUCUCCUGUACUCUAUGGAAAAUAUGCAUACAAUUCAUCAUAUUCUCUAUUUCGACAUAUAAAAGCUUCAUCAUGGCAUGGUAAUGAUGCAUCAAUGAUAAAAUAUAUUUAUCGUUGGCGACAUGUUUUUAUUGUUGUAUUGAUAAUCAUAUUAAUAAUGAUUUUUGUUAUAAUCUAUGUCAUUCAACAAUAUCAUACAAUUCUAAAAAUGAUUUAUCAAAUUUAUUUAUCAAUUGUAUUAAAUUUAAAUCAUACAAAACAAAAAGAACAAACUUUUACACAUAGGAAAUAUAUUCGUUUAUUGUUAUUAAAUUUUGUUUUGUUUUAUUUUUCUAUACUUGCUUUAUAUAAAGUGAUAUAUCCAUCAUUUAUUGAUCAUGAUAAUAUUUCCUCAUGA